Messenger RNA from Cottoperca gobio, 897 nucleotides. It is a transcript of the gene il20rb, whose product is annotated as cytokine receptor family member B16. The transcript has 7 exons. Gene Ontology annotation, cellular component: plasma membrane. Gene Ontology annotation, molecular function: cytokine receptor activity; interleukin-20 binding. The record is from RefSeq and is a predicted model, not a curated record. Lineage: Eukaryota; Metazoa; Chordata; Actinopteri; Perciformes; Bovichtidae. Bases 1 to 897 code for a protein of 298 amino acids. Gene Ontology annotation, biological process: cytokine-mediated signaling pathway.
AUGAGACGCACUGCGAGUCUGCUGGUGAUGGUGAUGAGCUUCGUCCUCUUCGACUUUACAAAAUAUGUUUGGACGCUGCAGGGUCCCAGCACAGUUUCCAUGGAGUCCGUUGACAUGAGACACGUACUGAAGUGGCGCCCCCUGCAGGCCCCCUGCAGCACUGCAGUCCUGUACUCGGUGCAGUUCCAGGGGGAGUUCGAGCUGAUGGUCCUGAACGGCAGCUGGGUGGACGCUCCCGACUGUCAGCUGACUCCUCACGCUCACUGCGACCUGACCUUUGACCUCGGCUCCGACUCCGACUACAACCUGCACGUCAGAGCGCAGUGCGGCUCUCUGACGUCGCCCUGGAGCCAACUCAGCCCAGCGUUCAACCGCAGAGACACGGUCCUGACGGCGCCGGAGAUGGCGGUGACGGCGCUGGGCGACUCUCUUCAGGUGUCGUUCAACAAGCUUCCUCUCACUGCUGUCGUCAGCGUGACGGUGUGGAAGAGAGGCGACGAGCUGCAGGCUGCUGUGUACUUAAUGGCAGCUGAGCAGGCGAUGCUGCUCGUCCCCGCCCUGCAGGAGGGAGCGGUGUACUGCGUCCGAGCUCAGACCGUCCUGGACACGGAGCUGCAGAGCAGCAGCACCGACUCCCGGUGCGUCUCCAUCACAGGUCCAGACGCCGCCUGGAAGAAGCCGACCGCGGUGACGGUGACCGUCAUUGCCAUGGCCGGCUUCGUGUUCGCCGUCUUCUGGUCCGUCGUUCACUGCCGACCAGAUGCCUGUCAGACGUAUUUCCAUAAAGAGCCCCUGCCCCCCUCACUGAAACCUGAUUGGGACAUCCAAAUCCAGAUGAGCCCCGAGGAGGCGGAGCUUUGUGAGCCGAUCCACGUGAGCGCCGACCCCGAACACUGA